AUGGCUGUAGCAGUAAAUCUACUUGUGAAGAAUAAUGAUACUAUUGAAAAUCGACGAUCUGUCAUCCCCAAAAAAUAUAUCACAACUCAUUCCCUUCGAAUAAAACGAGGCAAUUCGCCUAAAAUUACCUUUUUCGAAGGUCAUAAACUUGAUAACGCUGCUUGUUAUGGUCAUGAUGGACUUCGUGAAUAUAACUCGAAACCAAAUGAUCUUAUUGGUGCAAUGUCCAGCCUAAAGAUGUGUUUCAAAUGUCUUGAAAUAACCAAUCCAAAGAACAAAAAGAAAGUAGUAGUCAAAAUUGUUGAUGAAUGUGAAGAUUGUAAAAAGAAUCAAGUUGAUUUAUCAAUUGCUGCUUUUUCUAAAAUUGCGAAUCCCGAUGAUGGUAUAGUUGGUGUUAGUUUUAGGGUUGUUUCUUGUCCAUCAAAAGCUUCCCCACUUUUGAUUAUUGCUAAAAAAUAUAUCAUGACUUCUGUGUAUACCAUAAAUUAUGCUCUUCGAGCUCAUAAGCGUGAUCCAUUUAUCGAAUUCAUAAAGGGAAUGCUUAUGACCCCAUUCGUUCUUCACGCGAAGCCACUUCCACAAGCCUAUGAUUCAACUGAAAAGGAGGAUUCAACCUGUGACGAUGAUUAUCAUAUGGAUGCAAAUGUUGCUAGGUAUUGUGACAUUUUAUCAAGUAUUGAAGAUUUGAUAAAGGAGCAUAUUCGAAAACAAGCUAAAGGUGUUCCUGACCAAUCAAGACUUAAAAGACUUGUUCCUUCCAUAUCAACUUUUCAUACUCAAUUACCGUUACGCGAAUCAUUUUUGUUAGCUAAUACCAAGCAUUCUAUUGCUGCGCGUAGAUUUGUACCUCCAAGCUUCAACGAUAUUCGAAGAAUAUUAAACACGGCCCAGAACAUUGCAAUUGCACCAAAACUCAAAUUAAUAACAUUUGAUGGGGAUAUGACACUUUAUGAUGAUGGAAAAGAUUUUGAGCAUGAUUCAGAAUUGGUUAAAUUACUUAUGAGGUUAUUAGAACACAAGCUGUAUGUUUGCGUGGUUACAGCUGCUGGAUAUUCCGGAGAUGCUUCUCGAUAUGAACAAAGACUAUCUGGUUUAUUAAAAGGGUUUGAAAAUGCACGACUGUCAAAAGAGAUGUGUGAAAAUUUUUUUUUGUUGGGUGGUGAAUGCAAUUACCUUUUUCAAUGUCAAGAAAAUUAUCAUUUAAAAUAUAUUAAGGAAUCUGAGUAUCAACCACACUAUGUCCAUUCCUGGAAACCCAAUCAGAUUAACGCCAUAUUGGAUGUAGCUCAAGAGAAUUUGCAAAGGUGCAUUGACGAUAUGAAGUUGCCGUGUACAGUGUUACGUAAAAGCAAGGCGGUUGGUAUCGUGCCUAAACCUAAUGUAAAGAUAUUUCGAGAGCAGUUGGAUGAGUGUGUAUUAUCUACACAGCAUCGAAUUGUGAAUUAUCUACAUUCACCACUAGGAAGUGAGAAUUCAUUGCCAUUUUGUGCAUUCAAUGGCGGGAGUGACGUAUGGGUAGAUAUUGGGAAUAAACUUAUAGGGGUACAACUAUUACAAGACUUCCUUGGCGCAAAGCCACAUGAAACUUUACAUGUAGGGGAUCAAUUUUUGUCUACUGGAAAUGAUUUCGCUACAAGGCACCAAUGUUGUACAUUAUGGAUCGUUAAUCCUGAAGAAACACAAAACGUUUUGGUCGAAUUAACUGCAUUAUUGGAAGCGAAGCCAGAACGAGUUAUAAAUUAA
Messenger RNA from Funneliformis geosporum, 1743 nucleotides. Lineage: Eukaryota; Fungi; Glomeromycota; Glomeromycetes; Glomerales; Glomeraceae. The record is from the annotation of a GenBank genome assembly.